This is a messenger RNA of Plectropomus leopardus (leopard coralgrouper), 2211 nucleotides long. RefSeq names its product TAR DNA binding protein a (gene tardbpa). The record is from RefSeq and is a predicted model, not a curated record. Gene Ontology annotation, molecular function: RNA binding. Gene Ontology annotation, biological process: regulation of gene expression. Gene Ontology annotation, cellular component: chromatin; nucleoplasm. NCBI's taxonomy places the organism in Eukaryota, Metazoa, Chordata, Actinopteri, Perciformes, Serranidae.
GUUAGCCGUGUACUGCCGCAAACGCUCUCUGUGGUGUUGCUAUUUAGCACUCAAAUACUACCGAUUAAGAGAACUUGUUGAUGUUGUUAUUUGCGCAAACUUCGCAUCCAUACGCUCGUAGACAAGAGGCAAGCUCGUGCAUUUGUUGACAACAAACAGAGCGCGAAACUGGCUGGUCAUUCAUUUUUUCAAGCCGUCUUGAGUUUGCUAGCUUGAUAGCUAGCUAGCUAGCUGGCUAACUUGUUUACGCGUGCUGCGACCAUAGAGGAACAUAUACAGACCUCAUGGCCGCGACAUAUUGAAUGUUAGAGAGUUGUGGGGUGAGUGCUAGCGUUUCAAGCCGUUUGUCUGUCUGCGUUUGACUGCCAUUGCAUUUCGGUUGCGUCACCCAGUUAAUAGAAGUUAACUUCAGCUAGGGUCGACGCUGCGAACUCGUGUGCGUCAGUUCUGUGUUUAACUUGGGCUCCAUCAGCUGCCUCCGCUUGGACUCAGCCGUGUAGAGACCAUGUCAGAGUUGUACAUUCGUGUGGCUGAGGAUGAAAACGAAGAGCCCAUGGAGAUCCCCUCAGAGGACGACGGGACUAUUUUGCUGUCGUCUGUAGCAGCACAGUUUCCAGGGGCGUGCGGGCUGCGGUACAGGAACCCAGAGUCCCAGUGCAUGAGGGGGGUCCGGCUUGUGGAGGGAGUCCUGCAUGCACCUGAGAACGACUGGGGAAACUUGGUCUAUGUCGUCAACUACCCCAAAGAUAACAAAAGGAAGAUGGAAGAAAUAGAUGCUGCCUCAGCUGUGAAAAUUAAAAGGGGUUUUCAGAAGACAUCAGAUCUCAUUGUCCUCGGGCUGCCAUGGAAAACAACCGAACAAGAUCUAAAAGAUUAUUUCACUACGUUUGGGGAGGUCAUCAUGGUGCAGGUUAAGAGAGAUCUAAAGACCGGCAAUUCAAAAGGGUUUGGGUUCGUGAGGUUCACCGACUAUGAGACACAAACCAAAGUGAUUGCUCAGAGACACAUGAUUGAUGGACGAUGGUGUGACUGUAAACUUCCGAACUCAAAGGCGUGUCCUGAUGAGCCCAUGCGGAGCCGUAAAAUUUUUGUUGGCCGCUGCACAGAAGACAUGACAACCGAUGAACUGAGGCAGUACUUCAUGCAGUAUGGCGAAGUCACUGAUGUCUUCAUCCCCAAACCUUUUCGGGCAUUUGCUUUUGUCACAUUUGCCGAUGACCAGGUUGCCCAGGCCCUGUGUGGAGAGGACUUGAUCAUCAAGGGCAUAAGCGUGCACAUCUCCAACGCUGAGCCCAAACACAACAAUAGUAGGCAAAUGAUGGAUCGAGGGCGGUUUGGGGCUGGUGGGUUCAGUCAGGGCUAUGGCAGUAAUCGUGGUGGGCUAGGCAGCGGUAGUGGUGGGGUUAACUUUGGGGCUCUCGGUCUUAACCCAGCAAUGGUUGCUGCUGCACAGGCAGCGCUGCAGAGCAGUUGGGGGAUGAUGGGCAUGCUGGCUAACCAGCAGGGUGUGACCACAACGGCAGGCACAGCCACUACGACCCGAGACCAGACCUAUAGCUCUUCCAGCACCAGUUACAGCAGCCCCAGCUCAGCUAGCCUCGGUUGGCCUGCAGGCACUAACACAGCCUCCAGCAGUGGCUUCAGCUCCGGCUUUGGCACCGCUAUGGAGUCAAAGUCUUCUAGUUGGGGAAUGUAGAUAGCUUUGGGUGGAGCUUUUCUGUUGCUAUUAGGCUAAUCUGGUAAGUAUACCUACUGCUGGGAAGUGCUUACAUCUUAUGUUCCUAUUAUUUAAAAGAUACUGCCUUUUAUUUUGUUAAAGAGAAAAUUUAUACUCGGGUGUGACUGAUUAUGUAGUCAUGCAUUGAAUGGUUGAAGAGUGUAGUUUUUUAGUGGAAACUGCCACACUCAGUUUUUUUUUUGAGAAAAUGUUACACAGAGAUGACUGUGCAUGCAAGAUAAAUAUUUAUAAACAUGCACGAGUAUCUCGAGAGCCCCCCCCCCCAGCCCCUUGUAGAAUGGGCUUGAUAUAAUUAUGUAUCUGUAUGCAGAUGUUUGCAUCUUUUUGUUUGUUUUUGUUUGACGUCUUUUGGAAACGCCUUCAUGAAAGUCUCUUCUGCAGUUCACCAACUCUUUCCCAAUUUCCCGGGAGGAAGCGCCUCAUUGGCAGCAAUGUUCGACAGAUCUCAGUAUCAAUUCCCCUCUUCCCAUGUG